Messenger RNA from Carya illinoinensis, 2267 nucleotides. RefSeq lists its product as uncharacterized. The record is from RefSeq and is a predicted model, not a curated record. The transcript has 11 exons. Bases 447 to 2213 code for a protein of 588 amino acids. NCBI's taxonomy places the organism in Eukaryota, Viridiplantae, Streptophyta, Magnoliopsida, Fagales, Juglandaceae.
GUGUUUUUUUACCGUCAGUGACGGAUUGGGACUGAGACCAACUUGUUUUGCUUUUGCUUAAAGCCCAAAACAAUGAAAAAAUCUAACAAAGAAAAAGAGAGGGAGAGAGAGGACAAGAAAGGAUUUGGCCAGGCCUAAGCCUUCUGUGCUCUUGAUUAUAUGAUAGUAACCGCUCUAUCCACGAUCCCUUACAGUUUGAGGCCACACAGCGUCUGUUCAACGGUCUUGGCCCUUUCGUUAGCACGAAGUUCUUGUGAUACUUCUUUCAAUUUUUUAAUUUGAUUGAAACCUCGACGUUCCUGGUUUUUUCGUGGUCAUUUGGUUCAGAAGAAUAGUAAAGCAGUGAUUUUUUUCGUAAGUUUCGGUUGCGUGUUUGCAGCAAAUUGCUUUUCAGUAUGGUUUGUGGUGAUUGCAGGGAGAUCUGAGCGAGGAAUAAGGGGAUCGAUAUGGAACCUCCGAAGGGGGUUUUGGCUACUGUGUGGAACUUUAUUUGCUUUCUUCCUUACUUCAGCGGGCUUCUGCUCCUUGGCACCAUUAAAGGUAUCAUUUUCUGCCCAUUGGUAUGCCUUAUCAUGACAAUUGGAAAUUCUGCCAUCAUAUUGGGUCUUUGGCCAGCACAUAGUGCUUGGACAUAUUACUGCGUCGUGAGAGCUAAACGAUUGGGACCAGUUUUGAAGCUAGUUCUCUGCUUAUGCGUUCUGCCUAUACUUUUGAUUUUGUGGCUAGUGGUUGGUAUUAUUGGAAGUAUCACAGGCGGAGCAGCAUAUGGCUUUCUUUCACCAAUAUUUGCUACUUUUGAUGCUGUUGGAGAAGGAAAGACUAAUAAAUUAUUCCAUUGUUUUUAUGAUGGGACUCGGGGAACUAUUGAAAGGAGUUUCACCAUUGUCAGGGAUUUGAAAGAUGUUUGUUUCCAUUCCUACUUCUCAAUUAUGGAUGACCUGCACAAAAAGGGGCCCCCAGAUGUGACCUAUUAUGAGAUUAGAUUGCUUUAUCUUCCUGCUGCAAUUGUAGCUGGAGUUCUUGGUUUCAUCAUUGAUUUUCCCUUAAUCUCACUCAUUGCUCUAUGCAAAAGCCCUUUCAUGCUCUUUAAGGGAUGGAACCGUUUGUUUCAUGACCUUAUAGGUCGCGAAGGUCCUUUCUUGGAGACAAUAUGUGUGCCUUUUGCCGGUCUUGCCAUCCUACUCUGGCCAUUGGCUGUUGUUGGGGCAGUUUUAGCCUCCAUGGCAGCCAGUAUCUUUCUUGGUUCUUAUGCUGGGGUGGUUGCUUAUGAGGAGUCCUCCUUAUGGUUUGGGCUUUGCUACAUUGUUGCAUCGUUGUCCAUAUAUGAUGAAUACAGCAACGAUGUUCUUGACAUGACAGAAGGAUCCAUCUUUCCUAGGCCACAUUACCGAAGGAAGGGUGACCUGUCACGGAACACCUCUCGCCUGUCUUCUUUAUCACGGCCCAGCUCUUUCCGUAAUCCUCCCUCCCGCACAGGUUCAAUGAAGCAUGCUGUGGACUUGAAUCCACUUGAGCUACUUGAUAGCCUAUUCAAGGAGUGUCAACGCCAUGGGGAGAGAAUGGUUUCUGAAGGGCUAAUAACACUUCAAGACGUUGAAGAUGCCAAGUAUGAUAGCAGUAGCAAAGUUAUUAGCAUUGGAUUACCUGCUUAUUGCCUUCUUCGGGUGCUUCUGCGCUCUGCAGAAGCCAAUUCCAUGGGUUUACUGUUAGCCGACAAUGUUACCGAGAUCACUAGUACAAACAGACCAAAAGAUACCUUCUUUGAUUGGUUUCUUCACCCACUUCUGAUCCUUAAAGACCAGAUUAAAGCUGAGAACCUUUCUAAGGCAGAAGAGGACUAUUUCUCCAAAUUAGUCUUGCUGAUUGGUGAUCCUGGGAGGCUGAAGAACUCGAAUAUUGGCUCACCACCUGAACCCGAGCUUAGACGAGCUGAAAUUGAUGCACUAGCUCGAAGGCUGCAAGGGAUCACCAAAUCUAUCUCAAGGUAUCCAACUUUUAGGCGUCGCUUUGAAUGUUUUAUCAAAACCACAUCCGACGAACUUGCCAAGAAGCAUGGUGAAAGCAGCAGAUCAAACAAUGGGCCUAAACCAAUUGCAAGAUCGAAGAGCGCCUUUGCACGAAUGUUCAGCCAGAGAUCUUUUAAUAACAAGACAAGAAAUCACGGUUCUGAUCAAGAGUCACGACAAGUUGUUAGAGAUGUGGAAAUUUUGUGACAAAACAAGUUUAAUAGAAUUUUAGUCAAAAUCUUAAUUUUAUGUUUCCUCUAA